GGUGCAGUUCUUCAGCAGCUUACGAAUCGGACGUAGCGUAUCACGUCAAUGCCAGCACAUUAUCGAUUGCAAGGCCUUCAUCGAGUGUCUUGAAGUCUUCAAAUUUUAACUGUAGGUUACAAACCAGCGAAUAGAAUAUUUAACACAUCAAAUGCCCAGUAGGUAACACGAAACGAACGACCACGAAUUGAUCAUCACCCCUAGCUCAUGUAGGUCAAGCUAAAAUGCCCAAAUCUCGGACACUUCCCUGAAAAGCUGACAGCAACCUAAGAAUACAGAAUACCCAACUGAGAACCAUCUGCGCCAAGCUGGAUUCUUCUUCAUCGGUGGCCAGCGCGGAGGGCAGCAGCGGCAGCCAUGGGCCCACUACCACCGCGUCCAAGGACCUGGCGGGCGUGGCUGUGACGCUGACGCAAGCCAUCGUCAAGAGAGCGACAGAGAUUGCCGAUGCGAGGGAGGCGGCGGAGCGCAGACGCAGCGUCAGGGCGUCCAUCACCGGCGACAGCAAGAUUUCUCCGCUGAAGCAAGAUAUGCUUGGAAAGGGCAGCUCACGGGACCCUGUGGAGGAAGAUUAUGACGAGGAGCUGGAGGAAGAGGACCGGGAGGAGCCCGGAUCGGUGGAGGAGGAGGAGGAGGACAGCGAGCUGGCGGGCAGUCAGAUAACCGUCACCGACGGAGGAGGACAUGCUGACAACGAGGAGCACCGCGGGGAGGAGGAGGAGGGUCAGGAGGAAGAGGAGCAGGGAGAUGAAGAGGAGCAAGGAGACGAAGAGGAAUAUGGUGAUGAGGAGGAACAUGGAGAGGAGGAGCAUCAGUUGAGCGGCAGUCAUGAUACUGUGCCAGUAGGAGCUGAUCUCUCCGAGAAGGCCCCCGCCGACCCGGGCGCCUCUGCGUCAGACACGGACGGCGCUCCGCCUGAUGACCUGCACGAGGAGGGAUUCGAGCUGCAGGACGACGAGCAGCUGGCCGUCGACCUGGGACCGUUCGACGCCGGCGACCACGGCCUGCAGGGCGCCGAGGACCUCUCCGACUUCACCAGCUCACCUGGUACCGACGGGCCGGCCGGCUCAGCCACCACAGAGCCUGGCUCGCGCGACUCAGUGGAGGCUAGCCGGCGUGAGCACCGACCGGGCGCCGCCGUCGGUACGAGAGGAGACCGCACAUACGACGCCGAUGCUGACACGCGAGGUUCGUCGGAUUCGACGGGGAAGAAGGGGAAGGCGAGCCCGCCCGGCGGGAAGAGCGUCCGUCUUGGAGUGCCGGGUGGCGGCCAGGACGCCGCGGAGGGAGGAAAAGGCGGUGAGGACGUAUUCGACUGGCUGCGACGCGUCUCGUGCCAGAUGGAUGAGAUGGGCAUCACUGAUCAGCUGAAGGCCAAAUACGGUGACCAGCAGCAAGUGGUGGUCGACAACCCUUCCGGGGGCAGUGACAGUGAGCCCGCCGAGGUGCCAGCCAUCACCGUCACCGAGUCGGGUCGGGUGAUGGGGCAGCGUCAGUCGGCCACACAGACCGCCCCGCCGCCGCCCGCUGCAGAGUGGGAGCAGCGGCAGACGGGCGGCGGAGGGAGACAGGGCCGGCCGCCCGACUGGGACGGCGCAGGGUACAGAGAGGAACCUCAGAGGGGACGUGGUCAUCAGCAGAGGUACGAGGAGAGGUGGGACGACCACGGUUACGACGAGUACAGGGACGACGGCGGCGGCUGGGACUCGUGGGACAGUGACGGCGACCGGCGCGGCGGGCCGGCCGACUGGGGCGGCAGUGAGACGGCGGACCAGCCGUGCGGCCAGUGCCGCUGCUGCCGAGCCAUGCUGCGGGCGGUGAGCGGCCAGGUCGGCGCGCCGCCGCCCCAGGCGCAGCAGCAGCAGGACGGCGCGGAGAUGAGCCUGUCCUCUCAGCAGGACUCACUGCUGGAGCAGCUGCGGGCGGGCGCCGGUGGCGGCGGCCCGCCUGAGGACCUCUUGGACGCCGAGAUCUCCUCUCUCACAGUCAGCACCGGCACAGCCGAGUCGUGCGACGGUCGUGACGACGCGCCAGCCGACGAGCGACGUGCCAGGGACCCCCGACGCUGGAUCAAGAGUGUCACCGACGACUUCCUGCGCACGCAAAACAUCCGCGAGCUGGUGCUAAAGAACGACCUCGUCGAGCCGGGCCGCGUGCGCAGCAAGAUGACGCGAGUGAUGCGUUGUCGUCCUCCGCCCCCGCCGCCACCGCCACCUCCAGAUCCUUUACCACCGGGCGAGUGUGUGGCCGGGGCACGCGGCGACCGGCGCAGGGAACGCCGCUCGCCACGCCGCCCGCUGAAGGAUGCCUGGUCGCCGUGUCGCCCCGUGCGCCCCCUCCGGCCGUCGACAGUGCCGUGCGGGGGCGGCGGCGCGUGGCAGCGUCCUGCCCUCAGUCCGCUCCGAAUGCCCACGCGACUCAUGGACGGCCGAGAACUGAGUGGGAGUGGGGUCGCCUGCGCGGCCGCAGCAGUCGCCAACCCUACCCGUCAGUUUAUUGAUACGUACCUAGAGCGCACGGGACAAAACGGAAGGAGGAAGGGGUCGGGGCGAGGCAAAAAGCCAGGCGGGAAGACCAAGCGGCUCAUCACCAUCAGUACCAACCUGAAGAGUUGAACUGACCGUACUGGGACGUCAGUGAGAGAGACGCCGGCCAUGGUCCGCAGCGGACGGCACGAUGGACGCGGUACUGGCGCAGGGGCAGAUUUACCGCUCCUGGGAAUGAAUGUAAUGCAUGAACAAUGAACAUCUACAUUGAACGGCAGUAAGGAUCGCCUAUAACUAGCCUAUUGAGUGUUAUGCACUUGAAGGACUACCAUGCUGAACCGUCAUUAUCAGUCCUGAGACAUGUCAUGAUGAAGAAUAGCUAACUUUAUGAAAAAUUUCACAAACUUGUUAAGCUGCGGCCGUUCGCCUCAAGUGCAUAGACAUCAAUUUAUUGAACGAUGGACGCGAAGCUCAUUUUGAUUUUAUGAUUUUCAGUUCUUUCCCAUGAGUCCCUAGGUACUUUUUCUAACGAAAUACAGGAUAUCUUUAAA
Amphibalanus amphitrite is the source of this 3037-nucleotide messenger RNA. RefSeq lists its product as uncharacterized. Lineage: Eukaryota; Metazoa; Arthropoda; Thecostraca; Balanomorpha; Balanidae. The record is from RefSeq and is a predicted model, not a curated record. The transcript is spliced from 3 exons. Bases 531 to 2615 code for a protein of 694 amino acids.